Molecule: messenger RNA, 561 nt
Organism: Ilyonectria robusta
Lineage: Eukaryota; Fungi; Ascomycota; Sordariomycetes; Hypocreales; Nectriaceae
Exons: 1
Source: RefSeq, a predicted model, not a curated record
CAGGCGCAACAACCGCAGGAAUCCGUCGCCGCUCGCAUCCAGCGCACCGCCAUCUCGGCCUUUACCCUCGUGCGCUUCUUCCGCGGCCUGUCGCUCGUCGUCUACCCGCGCUUCGGCCUGUACGCCCUCGACGUGCCCUCAGAUGGCUCCUCGUGCAUGCUCGCGAGCCUCAUCGGCGUGCGCGACAUCCUGCUCGCCGGCCUGCUGCACACGGCCGACGUGACGAGCGCGCUGGAGGGCGAUGCGUACGCGCGCCGCGAGCUCAGCCGCGCGCUGGCCGUCGGGCUGCUGAGCGAUGCCGUCGACGCCUUCGUGCUGAUCUUCUACGCCGCGUGGUCCGACGACUGGGGCAACCCGAUGACCGUCAUCAUCGUCACGGCCGUCAUCGCCAUCCUGGAGCACCUGACGCUGUGGAGCCUGAGUGAGGACGAGUGGGAGGCCAUGGAGCACCGCAGCCUCGAGGACGACAAGGUGUCGCGCAUGAAUGCCUGGCUGCGGGAGCUGGCCCGCUACGAGCAGGCGAGGCCCGAGUCGUCGCGCGGCUCUGUCCGCCAGCAGGGC